This is a messenger RNA of Cladophialophora carrionii CBS 160.54, 1626 nucleotides long. RefSeq lists its product as uncharacterized. Gene Ontology annotation, molecular function: flavin adenine dinucleotide binding; N,N-dimethylaniline monooxygenase activity; NADP binding. Lineage: Eukaryota; Fungi; Ascomycota; Eurotiomycetes; Chaetothyriales; Herpotrichiellaceae. The record is from RefSeq and is a predicted model, not a curated record. The transcript has a single exon. The coding region runs from base 1 to 1626 and encodes 541 amino acids.
AUGGCUGAUACACAGCAGCCCUCUGUCGCGGUUAUUGGUCUUGGGGCGCAGGGUGUCAACGCCGUCAAGAAUCUGCUCGAGCAAGGCUUUACAGUCACUGGAUUCGACCGAAACAGUUAUAUUGGCGGCAUCUGGCAUUAUUCUGCGGAGCAUAAUGUCACUGCCCUGCCGAUUACAAUAGUCAAUAUCUCAAGGGAACGGGCAUGUUUCACAGAUUUUGCAUUUCCUCCGGAAACGGACUCUUACCCCAGCUCUGCACAAGUCGACAAGUAUCUGAAUGAUUACGUCGACGCGUUCGGACUCAGACCUCACCUGCGCCUGUCGACAAGGGUGGAGUCCAUCGAACGCGAUGACACGCAGAACUGCUGGCACGUUACUGUCUCAGGACCCAACUCGGCGGAACCUGAAAGGCUCAGGUUCGAUAAAGUCGUGAUGGCCACUGGGCCGCACAACAGAGCCAUCAUGCCAGAUCUUCCAGGCCAAGAACUGUUCGAAGGCGAGAUUCUACACUCAAUAGCAUUCAAGGAUCCCAAACUCUUCCGGGGUAAACGUGUGAUGGUUGUAGGAGCGAGCAAUUCGGCUGCGGACACAGCCACAUCACUCAUUGGUAUUGCCAGGGAAAUCUAUCUUUCCCAUCGCCACGGAGCUGUUGUCAUGCCGAGACAUCUCAGGAACGGAAAGUCGCUAGACCACGGCCUCAGUUAUCGGCAGUUCCAGGUCAAGGACGCGAUGGACUCGGUGGCGCCGUGGCUGUCCAUACUUUUCCUGGACGGCUUUGUCAACAAGACACAGCGCGACGAGUUCGGCACCUUUGAUCCCCAGUGGCGUUUGCAGCCGUCGCCUUCCCUUCUUCAUCAGAACCCUACCAUCUCAGACACUCUCAUUGCAGCAUUGCGCGAUGGCGCGAUCAGUUCAACACAUGCGCCAAGAUGUGUCACAGGCGACCGGACGGUUGAGCUGCAGGACGGCAGCACACUCACCGUGGACAGCAUAAUCUUCUGCACCGGCUACUCGCUUGACUACUCUAUCCUGGGAAGAUACGACCCGACAUUGGACCCGUCCGUUCCUGGCGGGCACGUUAAUGACACUCCGCGGCUGUACCAAAACAUAUUCUCCCUGCACUACCCAGACAGUCUCGCGUUCGUUGGACUUGCAAUCAUCAUUUUCCCGGCAUUCCUACUUUCGGAUCUCGCCUCUAUGGCGAUAGCGGCUCUCUGGUCCAACAGGCCGGAGACACCUUCGCUCCCGUCGCAGCAGGAUAUGGAGCAGUGGUACGCCGAGCAUUUGACGUGGGUUAGCAGCAUUCGCGCGCGAAGCCCCUUGGGCAAAUUCGUCAGACUGAGUGUUCGCAGUGGGCAAUGGCUUCCAUGGGUCACGGACAAGGGAGGCUGCAAUAUUGACAACCACCUUGGUUACUUUACUGCGGAUUCGUGGAACCUUUGGUGGCAUGAUCGGCGGUUCUAUAACUUGCUUGUCCACGGGAUAUACUCGCCCCACUUCUAUCGACUGUUUGAAAGCAGUCGACCCGGCGGGCGGAAGAAAUGGGAUGGUGCAAGGGAGGCGAUUGUGCGGGUCAAUGAUGAAGUAAGAGCCCGGCUGGAGAAGCGAAGGGAGCAGGAAGCCUGA